AUGGUACUCAUCGCCAAACUUCUCACUCUGGCUCUAACUGCUGCCGCUACCCCUAUCCUUCGCCGCAAUGCAAUCACAGUCGAAGACGAUAUAAACCAAAGAAUCGCCCCAGGAAUUUCAGCCCUCGGCAAUGACGUUAGAACUUUCCCUGCUAGUGGUUUGGCGGGAGCUGUGGCUAUCCACGACGAUUUCCAGAAUCUUGUUUAUUCGGUGAAUUAUGCAACCACCGAUACCAACGACGCCGGCUCCUUGGAUGAUGAAACUGGAGCCGCUAUUCUUAACGACGUCCAAGCGGUCAUCGGAAAUCUCCUGAGCAUUUUAACUACCCUAGCAGAUCAAGCAACUUCUUGGUCAAAUGUCCCAGGUGGAGCAGAUCUCGUUCUUAGCGAUCUCCGCUCUCUCCACACGGCCUUCGACAAUUCCGCUGAUGCGUUGAUAACAAACGAACCGGCUUCUCUUAGCGACCAAACCACCUUAGUCAAGACUUACAUUGACAACGCCUUUGCUUCUGCAGAAGAUGCCUACUCCUCCUAG
This is a messenger RNA of Aspergillus vadensis CBS 113365, 534 nucleotides long. RefSeq names its product cell wall mannoprotein 1 family protein. The record is from RefSeq and is a predicted model, not a curated record. Gene Ontology annotation, cellular component: extracellular region. The transcript has a single exon. Lineage: Eukaryota; Fungi; Ascomycota; Eurotiomycetes; Eurotiales; Aspergillaceae. Bases 1 to 534 code for a protein of 177 amino acids.